This is a messenger RNA of Arabidopsis arenosa, 1882 nucleotides long. NCBI's taxonomy places the organism in Eukaryota, Viridiplantae, Streptophyta, Magnoliopsida, Brassicales, Brassicaceae. The record is from the annotation of a GenBank genome assembly.
GUAGAUAGUGAUUUGGCUAAAGAAGAUAGAUCAGGGUGUGUGUGUAUUGUUGGGUUUUUCCAAUGCAAACGUCUCAGAAACAUCACAGUGCGGCUGGACUGCACAUGCUGUAUCCUCAAGUCUACUGUUCGCCUCAGUUUCAAGCGAAAGACAACAAAGACUUCUCUGAUAUCCCAUCCAAAGAAAACUUUUUUACUCUCGAAUCCUCCACUGCUUCUGGUAGUCUUACUUCGUAUGACUCUCCUUCUGUCAGCAUUACAUCUGGCCGGAGCCCGUUUUCUCCUCAGGUCUCUCAGUCAUGCAUCUCAGAUCUUCAUCCUUCCCCUGACAACGUCUAUGGAUCACCCUUGAGUGGGGUGUCAUCUUUUGCCUAUGAUGAAGCUGGGGUCAAGAGUAAGAUUCGAGAACUUGAGGUCUCGCUGCUGAGUGGUGAUACAAAAGUUGAAGAAUUCUCUGGUUUCAGCCCCGCUGUUGGAAAGUCGUGGAACUGGGAUGAACUCUUGGCUUUGACUCCGCAGUUGGACUUGAAAGAGGUGCUGGUGGAGGCCGCUCGGGCAGUCGCUGAUGGGGAUUUUGCUACAGCAUAUGGAUUCCUCGAUGUCUUGGAACAGAUGGUGUCGGUCUCAGGCAGUCCGAUCCAACGGCUAGGCACUUACAUGGCAGAAGGGCUUAGAGCGAGGCUUGAGGGGUCUGGGAGCAAUAUAUACAAAGCCUUGAAAUGCAAUGAGCCAACGGGAAGGGAACUGAUGUCUUACAUGAGUGUUCUCUAUGAAAUCUGCCCCUACUGGAAAUUCGCUUACACAACUGCAAAUGCUGCGAUCUUGGAAGCAAUAGCUGGGGAAACCAGAGUCCACAUUAUCGAUUUUCAGAUUGCGCAGGGAUCACAAUACAUGUUUUUGAUUCAGGAGCUUGCGAAACGCCCUGGUGGGCCGCCGUUUCUGCGUGUGACGGGUGUGGACGAUUCACAGUCCACCUAUGCUCGUGGGGGAGGGCUCAGCCUUGUAGGUGAGAGACUCACAAAGUUGGCGCAGUCAUGUGGUGUCCCGUUUGAGUUUCACGAUGCUGUCAUGUCUGGGUGCAAGGUGCAGCGGGAACACCUCGGGGUGGAACCUGGCUUUGCUGUUGUUGUGAACUUCCCGUAUGUAUUACACCACAUGCCUGACGAGAGCGUAAGUGUUGAAAAUCACAGAGACAGGCUGCUGCAUCUGAUCAAGAGCCUCUCCCCAAAACUCGUUACUCUAGUGGAGCAAGAAUCAAACACAAACACCUCGCCAUUCCUGUCACGGUUUGUGGAGACACUGGAUUACUACACAGCGAUGUUUGAGUCGAUAGAUGUAGCGCGGCCACGGGAUGAUAAGCAGAGGAUCAGCGCAGAGCAGCACUGCGUAGCAAGAGACAUAGUUAACAUGAUAGCAUGCGAGGAGUCAGAGAGAGUAGAGAGACACGAGGUGCUGGGGAAAUGGAGGGUAAGAAUGAUGAUGGCUGGGUUCACGGGCUGGCCAGUCAGCACAUCCGCAGCGUUUGCAGCGAGUGAGAUGCUGAAAGGUUAUGACAAAAACUACAAACUGGGAGGGAAUGAAGGAGCGCUAUAUCUCUUCUGGAAGAGACGACCUAUGGCUACAUGUUCCACGUGGAAGCCAAACCCAAACCCAAACCAGAUUGGGUAAAUUAUAGUGAUGAUGGUGACUUGAGUGGAUGAAGAGCACAACAAAAACACAUCUGUCGCUGUAAAUUUUUGAGGAUGUGCAAUGAUGUUUUAAGUUGUAACACAACCUAAGUUAUAUAUGUAUACAAACCAAACCUGGUGGUGGUUUUUUCUCUUGUAAAUUUUUCAUGUUGUUGUGGUUGGGUGCUACUAAUGAAAUAUAACCAAAACAUUGAU